AUGGCAGACUCCCCAACAGACUCACCAGCAUCGGUGGCAUCAUCUACUCAUUCGACGUCUGGCCGCUCGGUUGCUAAAGCGGUAACGACCUCAGUGUACGAGAUGGACGGCGCUAUGCAACAUAAUCCUGGCUUUGAUGAGAUGAGGGAUCACCAGGAAGGCUCGGAGUCGCAAAGUCAAGUUACGAGCCCUUCUUCUGGUGAUGAAUUCUAUAACAACAUGGACGUCAACACUGUUGGCGUUAUAGAUCCGAAACAUAGUAAAUUUUCGGUACGGAAGAUCUCUGGUCUUAACGAUAUGCCUGAUAACGUGACUGACUUCAGUGCACUAUCUAAGCCGGCUAAAAUAGUGGCCUUGUGCAUUGAGAGGGUUCCUGGGUGGCGAGGAAGGGUCCAACCGAUAGAUGUUGAGAUAAACCAAUUAUGCGAAGGUCUGUCGAAUCAGCUGUUUAGAGUGUCUUUGGCGAAGUCGUGGACUGAUUCUGAUAGUCCGACGAAUAAUGAUGUCCCUCUGGCUUUCAAAAGGGUUCUAUUCCGAAUUUACGGUAAAGACGCCCAGUCGUUUUAUGACCCAGUGUACGAGCUGAAGGUCUUCAAGACGCUUUCGAGGUAUCGCAUAGCGCCUCAGCUGAUCGCAUGUGGUAGUGGUUGGCGUAUUGAGGAGUGGCAUGCUUCGAUAGCGGUGCCUACCAAGUUGCUGGGAAAUCCGAGUAUACUCUGUCAAAUUGCAUCCCAACUUGGCCGUUUUCACAAGCUGGACCAGCGACAGGAUUUCCCGAGGUCUUUCAGUACGGAGCCGGCAACAAUGAAGCGUUUGAGGAAUUGGGCAUCGGAAGCGUCGAAAGUAACCUUUGUUGAGCCGGAACAGCGGAGGAAGUUGGAAAGGUUGCAUGUUGACCGUAUGGUGAAGGAAGCGGAGUGGCUUAUGGGGUAUCUCACGAGAAGCCAGGAUGAUAUUGUUAAAGGGCAGGGCAUGGACGUUGUAUUCUCCCAUAACGAUGUACAGGAGAAUAACAUAUUGCAGACCCAGUAUGGGCUGCGGUUCAUCGACUUCGAAUACGCCCACUACAACUAUCAGGCUUAUGAUAUUGCUAACCUUUUCUGUGAGUUUACUAUGGACUACACUGAGAGGCACUACCCUUUCUUUGCAACUGAUUUAGCCGCGUAUCCGGAUGGCCGUACGCAGCGGUUGUUCCUCAGUGUCUACCUCUCAGAGUAUCUGGAAACGCCCAUUUUCCCGGACAACGACUUGUAUAUUCUGCCGUUGAUGAGGAAUGUGUCCAAAUUUGGUAUGGCAUCUCAUCUGCUGUGGGGCCUGUGGAGCGUCAUCCGAGCGCCGCAAGCGCCGACGUAUGAUGACUUUGACUUUUUAGUGUACGCGAAAUUCCGUUUCGACUCCUACUUCCGUAUGAAGAGUAUAAUCCUGGCUCAUGACAAGGAGGCGGUGGAGGAGGAGAAGGAGGAUCUGUUGAAGGAGCAGAUGGAGCGUACGAAACGCAGUGAAAAGAUGAUCUCGGACAUGCGACCGUACAUUGGUUUCUUCCGUGGUAUAGAAAUCGGUGCCGUUGCCCUGUCCAUUGGCCUUUCCCUCGGUACUGUGUUUGCCGUCCUUAACUACCGCCCAAGAACACUGUGAUGAGACACACUCUCUAAAAUUGUAAACCUCAUAUUUGGACGAUUGCCCGACAUAGUUUCUAAUGCU
This is a messenger RNA of Perkinsus marinus ATCC 50983, 1701 nucleotides long. RefSeq names its product Choline kinase alpha, putative. The record is from RefSeq and is a predicted model, not a curated record. Gene Ontology annotation, molecular function: ethanolamine kinase activity; choline kinase activity. The transcript is spliced from 16 exons. NCBI's taxonomy places the organism in Eukaryota, Perkinsozoa, Perkinsida, Perkinsidae. Gene Ontology annotation, biological process: phosphatidylcholine biosynthetic process; phosphatidylethanolamine biosynthetic process. Gene Ontology annotation, cellular component: cytoplasm. The coding region runs from base 1 to 1635 and encodes 544 amino acids.